UUGUGUUAUCUAAAUGGAAAACCCAUACAAUUAAAAAAUAGAGAUAUUCGUUUCUCUUCUCUGUUUACAAUCGUUUUUGAAUCUUUUACAAACAGCAUCUAUCCUUACCAGUUGUUUAUAAAUAGAUCUUUGUGUAAACUCACAUUUCAGUAUUCUCAGAAGUGUUCAUAAGUUGAGAACCGUAUAUCGAUUACCGCGCGUCUACCCGUGUCUUCUUUACAUAGAAAACGCGCCAAAUUGUACUGUUCUUAGCAAACCGUUUUGUAAUUAUUUAUCACGCCAUUGAAACUAAAUCGUGCUAUUAUAAUUUUCUAAAGAAUGCAAUUAAAAUAGUGUAAGUGGAAUAUUUGAAAGUUUGUAUUCUUUAAAAAUCAUUUUUGGAGCAGUACAAGUACAAAUAUACACAGUGUUAUAUCAAGAAUAAUAAAUGCAUUGUUGAAAAAUUUUUAAUCAUUAUUUUACGAAUAUGACUUUGACUUCAUAUAAUAUUAUUGAAGUCUUGGAUAAACUUCGUAGCAACAACUCAGUAAAUGAUACGGUUGCAAUUCUAACCUACAUUAAUAGUGAUAUUGGGAGAAUGAAUCUUCUAAAAACAAUGAAUAGUACUCAACAUCUCGAAUUAUGUCAAUUAUUAGUCGACUUUGUUAUAAAGGAUGAUGACUCCAAAAAAAAUAAAGACUUACUUAAAAGUGAUCAAACGGCUGAACAAGCUUUAGAAAAAAUACUGAAAGACAUGACAUGCGAAAUUAAUUUUUUCGAAAUUAUUUCGAAAAUUGAUAGAAAUAAAAGGCUAAAAAUUUUCAAAUUUUUAAAGACAUUGAAUGAUGAUGUUAUAUUAAGGAUCUCAAAGGAUUAUUUUACUGUAAAGUACUUGGAAGAUUGUUUAAAAGCUGCCACUCCAGAAACAAUGGAAUGGUUAAAACCAUCAGCAUGCAUUGAUGAUAUCCAGUUGUUGUUGAAAGCUGAAGAAAAAAGUCCGACCGAUUUGGAAGAUCAAUUAGUACUAAAUUGUUUAGAUUACUUAGUAAGAAUUUAUGGGCUUGCUAUAGCCGAUUCUAAUUUUCAUAUUGAGCAGUUUCACUUGCUUAUUUUUGAAAAAGUAAUACCUCUUACUUAUAUGGGUCACAAAAAACAACGAACUUUUGCUCUUAAAUUGCUAAACAGAGCUGUGAGGAUUUAUUUUGAAGAAUAUAUUCGAGAACAGCAUAAGAAAGCUCUGGAUUUAUAUAAAUGUGAUUUACAAAAACAUUAUUGUAUUCGAAUGUUAUCAUUAGUAAAAGCUAAACAGUCAGACUGGUGUUAUCUGUGGUGUUUCAGUCUUGAAAUAGUUGGUGCUGAUUUAUUCCAUGGUGCUGAUUUAAUAAAUGAUUUACUUCUUGUUGAAGAAAAAGCAUUCAAAUCGAACGACAUGACGAUUCGUCAUCAAGCUUUCAUAUCAUGGAAAUCUUUAAUUAAUAUUUUUGCAUCUAACCCAACGCAUUUUGUAGUGGCAAGGCGUAUUAAAUUAUUGUGUAUACCAUUGAACUCCAAAAAUAGCAAAACAGAGACCAUUGCUGUGACAAAACUUGAAGUGUGGUGGCAUUUGAUUGUCAAGUUGUAUCCAUAUCUUGAAACAUUCUCAAAUGAAGUGAUAUUUCAAUUUUUGAAUUUUUGUUUUGGACCACUAGGAGAAACACCACUACUCUCCACCAAGUGUGACUUAGCGUCUGCAGGAAAAAGAUUUAUAAAAGCUAGAGUGUAUGCAGUAGACGCAUUGCUUCAGUUAUUAGUUGUUGAUGAGAAAGAACGUCGUGAAGUAUCUUUAGUAUUGGAUGAAAAAAUUCCCUAUGCAGUAACAAAUUCUCUUUUUGAAAAAAAUUAUAAAAGUUUUGUACAUAGUGUCGGAGAAGCCGUAUUGAUUAUUAGUAAUCUAGAAGAUCAAAAUGAGGAAAAGAAAAUAAAUUUAAAUAAAAUUUUGUGGCUAAAUCUCAUGAAAUAUAUUCAACAAGCGAAUUCAGAUAUAAAAAUAAAACUAAAUAAAGAAUUGAUUUUGGUUAUUGGAGAGAUAAUCAAUCAUCUUGAAGAUUCAUCAUUAAUAAGCAAUUUACUACUAAAUAUUAUUCUUCCAGAACUUAUUAAAGCACCUGAAAGUUUUAUGCAUCGUGAUACAACAUUGAUUGAUUUAUUGACAAAGAUUUUAUUACCCAAACUUUUGGUUAAGAUAGAGAAAAUACAUUGGAGUGACAUAAAACUUCUCGUAUGUUAUGGAAUAAAAGCUGAAAAUAUGACAAUCUAUAAUCCUAAUGUCUUAAUAUUAUUAAAAGCUCUGACUAAUCAAAUGCAGAUAGCAAUUGAAUGUCAAGCAAAUGACUGUUUCAUUGUUGAAUUAUGGUGCAUGCUUGCUGAAUCUAUCACUAAAUAUAUUUCUGAUAAUCAGAAAAUAAAUGAAAAUACUACAACAUCGCAUAAUUUUGAAACUGUUUUAACAUUAAUUUCUUUUCCAUUGAAAAAUGUGUGCUUUAACACUUCAGAUCAACUGCCAAAAAUAGUAAAAAUAUGGCGAGAAUUAUAUAAAGAAUUUAAUAUGCAAGCAGAUUUAAUUACAACUGUAAAAUUUAAUGAAAUUCUCAACAAUGUAUCAGAAAUGAUGUCCAAUUGUUUAUUACAAGAACCUAAAUGUUAUAUUUUUAUUUCUCAUUGUUUAAGUACAUUAAUGAGUACAAUUCACUAUGGAGAGCUUCUAAAACAAGAAUCAAUACCUCCAAUUGUAAUUCUUUUACGAGAUGUGACUUCAACAGCUUUAUCUUUUAUAAAAAAUAGUUCAGAAAUUGAAUAUACGUUAAAAGCAAUAUCUUCAUUUAUUAUUACUGUGUAUGGAUUAAAUCAAGAGAAAAUUAUAAUUUAUUUGGGCAUUAUAAAUUCUACUAUUGAAAAUAUGUUGAAAAUCAAAGCUCCAGAAAGUAUCCAGAAAGAGAUUAUUAAUACUUGGGAAACUGUAGUACUUAUUUUUCGAGGUCUUUUUAAAAUGUUAACUUUCAAUUUUUUAAAUUUAUAUCGAGAGACAAUUAAACUUGGUUUGCUUCAUGCAAACGCUGAAAUAGCAUCUGAAACUUUGUCUCUUAUUGAUAUCAAGAAAGAUCUUGAUGACAAAUCCAGAGAUUUAUUAGAAAAUAUUGAAAGUGAAGCUAAGAAAAUGAUGAACACAAAAAAAAUUUCACGUGAAGUGAAGAAUGACACUGUUGUCAAUAUUACUAAACCAGUUAAAGUUAUUGGUAGUUUCUUUAAUCGACAAUUUACAAGCUCCAAAGUAGUAUCUACUAAGAAAGAUAAGGGCAAGAAAAUAAUGCCUCCGCCACCUGAACCGGAUUCACAGGAAUAUGUAGUUAUCAAUAAUGAAAUUAAAGUUAAUGUUAAUCUUUUAACAGAACAUCAAAAAGAAUGCUUUAAACAACACAAAGAUGAUAUUCCUGCCAUGUACAACGAUUUAUCACAAUCUGGAUCUUGUAAUACUCAAGAGUUAGAAAAUUGGUUUAAAGAUAAGGGAACUAAUUUGGAAACUAAAGUUACUUCGGUUGAUAAUGAUGCUAAUAAAGAAAAUAAAAAUGAUAUCACAACAGAUUUAAGUGGUGAUAAAAUUUCUUAUAUGAAUUAUUUACCUAAAAUGACUUGCUCGAAUGCAGAUAAAGUGAAUAAUGAUACUCAAGUAAUAGACGAAAAACAUGACGAAAUAAAUCCAGAGGGUGGUGAUAGUGAUAUAGAUAAAAAUAAUGAAAAUAAUCAAGUGCCUGAAAAUGUUGCAAAAAAAUUAAACUUUGAAUCUCGUGAAGAAUUUCCUGAUGAUAAUGAUCCUACUAAUAAUAAUCAACAUCAAGUAAAAGGAAUUACACGCCGUUCUGGACGUCGUACAAGUAACACCUUUACUGAAUCACAUCGAAAGUCUGAAGAACUACAAUUACCAAGAGUAAGAACAAGAUCUUCAAAAUUAAAUGAUAAAAUUUCAACUGAAUUAGAUGCUGUUACAACAAAUAAUACAAAAGGAAUUAAAAGAAAAACUGCUGAUGAAGACUCUGACAGAGAAUUAACUGCUAAACGUCGACGACAUACAAUAAUACCGGUUGAUUCCAAUGAAAAUCAAAUGCAAUUAGCUAAGAUAGGUAACCAAGACGAUACAGUUAAUUUGCCAGAUGAUCCUAAUUUACCUAAGCGUACAAAAAAAGAAAUUUCGAGGCUAAAAAUCGAUAUGGUUUUCGACAGCAAAAUGACUAGUAAAUUAAGAUCUAAGCCAAGUGACGAUUAUGUCUAUGAUACAACUACAAAAAGACAUUCUACAGAAAAUAAAUCGAGACAGAAGAACAUUAAAGUUGAUAAACAUGAACUUUUAAAUGAACCCAAUCAUGAAUUAUUAAAUAAACGAAGGCGAAGAGAUAGUAAAAGUAAUCAACAAUCUAAAAAUGAAUCUAUUGAACAUUCAAAAAGUGAAACUGUUAUUCUAAAAAAUAAUGAAGAUGGUAAAGAAUUUACAGACAGUGAAAAAGAUUCCGAUAAGAGUUUUUUAGAGAAAGAUGACAGUAAUGAAAAAUCAAUUAACAAUCAUAUCGAAAAUGGCAUGAAAAUUUCUAGUUCACCAACAGAAAUUUCAACAAUUGUAACCACUGAUAAACAACAAAUGACACUAGAAGACGAAGUAAUAGAAAGUUCUCAAGAAAGUUCUUUAAUCGAAAAUUCAUUAAAGAAAAAUGAUAAAAAAUUAAUUAUAACUAAUGACAAAAGUGACAUAUCUCCAUUACCAUCAGCAAGAAAAGACUUACAACACAGUCCAUUACUGACGACUUCAUCAACUAAAUCUAGCUCUUCUGAGAAUAUAAAGACUCAUCAAUCUAAAGAAUUACCGUCUGAGGAGGUCCUUAUAAGUAAGUCUCUAGAACCAAAAAUGUAUAUUCUAAAAUCAAAGGAAAAUAAUAAAAAAAACAUUAUUAUUCCUUAUUUAUCGCCUAAGGAAAAAAGUAAGCUAAAAUUUAAAAAUUAUUCUUCUAAUGGUCGAGCAGCGCAUAUGUUAAACUUAGUAACCAAGCAGGUGAUUGGAGAAAAAAGUAAAUUAGGAAAACUUUCUGGUGAAGCUGAAGAAGAAAAAAAUGAACAAGAAACAACUAAAGAAAUGAAUUUUGAUAAAGAAAUUGAUACUUUAGGUAUGAAAAAGGAAACGUUAGGAUUAUUUAAAGACUCUGAACGAAUGUCAAGUCCUAUUGGACAUCGCCAGGAAAAGAUUUUUAACAAUAUGAAGGCAGGGAAUUGUUCAUCGCCACCUCCUAAAUUGUUUUGUAAUUUGAAAAAUGAUGGAGAAAAAAUUUCACCUAAAAUGGAAAAGUCCGCGAAGAAAAUAAAUAAACUCUAUGAUCAUGAUUAUACAGAAAUGAAAGAAGAUUCAAGUAUUUCAUUUGAGAAAGAACUACCUAUUUUAGAAUGGUCCAGCGCCAAUCCUCCAUCAUUGACCGCUUCUCCAAGUUCAAGUAUUCUUAAAAAACAACGACAGGCUUUAUUAGAUCCUGAUAUUGAUACGACACCAACACAUAAGAGAAAAAGAGUUAGUUUUGCUGAUCCUCCAGUAUCUAAACAAAUGGGAUAUGAAAUUAUUAGUGAUAUGUCACCUUCGAAAUCAAAACUUGGGUCUUCCUACAGUUUUCCAGUUAGAAAGGGAACUCCUUAUCGAUCACGGCAGCUGAAGUGGAAGAUAAUUGAAAUUCCGACUGACAAACAAAAUGAUUUUUCAAAUGGAAAUGAGGUUGAUAAUCAAGAUCAAAAAGAUAUCGAUUUUACUAAUAUUUCAAUUACUAUGGAAGAACAAUAUAAAGAUAUCGAAGAAUCAAUUGUAGGUCCUAUGGAAGUUGAUUUCAAUUUUACUGAUAAUUCACUACAUCUAAUUAAGGGACUGAACAAUAAUGAUAAUGAAUUAAUAAAUGAUCUUGUCACUGAAAAUCAACCAGACAUUUCUAUAGAGGUAUCAACGACACAACAAGAUGUUUUUCAUGAAGAUGAAAAGAGAGAUACAAAAAAAUCAAAUGGUAAAGAUAAUAAUGACUCAACUAUUAUGAAGAUAAUUAAUGGAUCUAUUGAGGAAAAAGAGUCAGAGGCUCUAGAAGACACGGUUGAUAUUCAAAAUAUUAGUAAUUUAACUGCUAACUCUGACGAUUUAGAGAACAAAUCAAUAAAAUUAAAUUCUUCAAAUGUUGUUAUCGACAAUUUAGCCGAAUGUGAUACUUUACCAUUAACAGAUUCUGUAUUCUUAAGUCAAGGCUCUAUACAGAGUACUCAUGUGUCAUUGAAAUCUGAAUCAGUAAAUGAAAAAGACUACAUUUAUUCUGAAUUAUUGGACUGUGAAAUGCCAAUAGAAAUGAUUAUUCCCCAUUUAGUCAAUCCAUUGUGGAAGAAAAAUUUAAUUAAAUAUUUUAACACGAAACAUAUCAAUACUAUUGGAGAUCUAGCACGGUUAACAGAACAAGAUGUAAUUCAAAUUCCUCUGAAUAAAAAUUCAAAGGUGAACUAUGUCAAAAAAAUACUUGAUGAAUUCUCAAGAUCUCUUAAGUCGAAACAAAAAUAUACAAAUAAUUUAGAAAUUGUUAAUGAAACUAAAGAAUCUCCAAGUUUUAAUGACAGUGUUGAUAUAUCUUCACUAACACCUUCAGUCCAGCCAAGUGAUGAUUUAAAUAUCACAGAAGUUCUGACUAACCAAACUCCUGACAAAGUUUCUGGAUCUUAUGGUUCAAUAAUAUUAGACACAUCUAUUUCACCACCAAAGAAAACUUCCACAGAGUUAAUUAAUCAAAUUCAAGAAUCACCUGUGCAAAAAGUUUCAAUUGGUGUCUCAACUGAUUCAUCUGUAUUUACUAACACUCAAACUGUAGAGACUCAAGUGAUGUUAGAAGAACUUUUAGAUGAACUUGAUUCAAAUUUGGUGCUUGAAAAUGGAAUAAAAAGAAACAAUCAUGAAAGAGUUUUAGAAGUUUUGGAAAAACAAUCACCCAACAUUAGACACAAGGUUCUUAAAAGAUAUUUGACUCCUGAUUACAUAGUGUCUUAUGUGAAGGACGAAAAAAUACCAAAAAAAGAUUUACUGAGUAUUUACGAAGCUAUUAGUACUCAAUUACCAGCAAUCGAAUGGGCUGAUAUUAUUGCAGAAGAUUUGAAAAAAAAAAAUCCGGCUUCGUAGAACUGAUGAUGAAAACAAGUAGUAUUAUUAUAUGUUAUAAUUUUACUGAUAAAUUGUAUUAUGUAGGAUAUUAUAAUAUAAUAAAUCAUCAUAAACAUUUUUCGUAUUUUGAAUGAAAAAACGUAAUUAUUGAUUACUUUG
Molecule: messenger RNA, 7324 nt
Organism: Chelonus insularis
Lineage: Eukaryota; Metazoa; Arthropoda; Insecta; Hymenoptera; Braconidae
Gene: Rif1
Product: Rap1 interacting factor 1
Exons: 4
Coding region: 467-7183 (2238 amino acids)
Biological process (GO): telomere maintenance
Cellular component (GO): nucleus
Source: RefSeq, a predicted model, not a curated record